AUGUUAUCAAGUAUACUACCAUUAUACGAACUAAUUAGUGGAUGUAGAAACAUUGUAUAUCUAUAUAAUCCACCAUUGGACGGUCGUUCUAAAGAAACAAAGGAACAACACAAAGAAAUAGAUGAAAAAAUGAGAAAAGCUGAUGAAAAAUUUGUGAAUAAAAUUAAAGAAAUGGAGGAAAAAAUGAGCAAAGAUAUAGAAAGAACAGAAAAGAAAACGGAUGCUAUGAAGCAAAAAAUGAAAGACAAGCCAAAAAAAAGUUUCAAUUUAAAACAAAUCAGAAGUAGAGAUAGAAAAAUUGAGAUGGAUGCAAAAAAAGCGAAACUAGAUGAAGAAAAAAUUACAAGCUGA
Molecule: messenger RNA, 351 nt
Organism: Entrophospora candida
Lineage: Eukaryota; Fungi; Glomeromycota; Glomeromycetes; Entrophosporales; Entrophosporaceae
Source: the annotation of a GenBank genome assembly